Messenger RNA from Paralichthys olivaceus (Japanese flounder), 1480 nucleotides. Lineage: Eukaryota; Metazoa; Chordata; Actinopteri; Pleuronectiformes; Paralichthyidae. The record is from RefSeq and is a predicted model, not a curated record.
UUGUUGUCAUCAUGUGGUUUUAAACUUGUCAUCUAACAGGAUGGGGGACAUGGCACAAGACGAGACAAGCUUCUACUCCAACGCUGAGGAUUACUGGAGGGACGUGUCCCCCACAGUGGACGGGAUGCUGGGAGGCUACGGCAGCAUCUCCAACAUCGACAUCAAUGGGUCAAAGGCGUUUCUGCACAAGUUCCUCGGUGAAGGGGACGGGAAGACGGGGACGGGCUGCGCUCUGGACUGUGGCGCCGGCAUCGGGAGAAUCACCAAGCGCCUGCUGCUGCCUCUGUUCGACAAAGUGGACCUGGUGGACGUGACGCAGGAGUUCCUGGACAAAGCCAAGACGUACCUGGGGGAGGAGAGCAAGAGAGUGGGGAACUACUUCUGCAGCGGCCUGCAGGACUUCGUACCCGAGAGCGGACGCUACGAUGUCAUCUGGAUCCAGUGGGUCAUCGGUCACCUGACAGACGACCACCUGGUGGAGUUCCUGCGUCGCUGCCAGAAAGCCCUGCGGCCCAACGGCCUCGUCGUCAUCAAGGACAACAUGUCGUACGAGGGCGUGGUCCCUGACGAGGUCGACAGCAGCGUGUGCCGCGAGCUGGCGAUAGUUCGCAGUCUGGUGAGCAGAGCCGGCCUUCGCAUCGUCCACGAGGAGCAACAGAUGAACUUCCCCAAGGAGAUCUACCAGGUCCACACGCUGGCCCUCAGAUAGACAGGAAGCACGGCGGCCUCCUAUAUUUAAGUGUUUUUAUGUUGAGAUGGUGUUUCAGCAAAUCUAUUCAUCAUGUUUCUGGAAGUGUUCUGUCGUGUGAUGAGUUGUGGAGCGUGUGCGUUGCUUAAAGCCGAGCCGUGUUGUCAGGACACACGAUAAAGUAACAUCACGCCUUCGUCCAGCUCCCGUCCAAGACAAACUCCAGCUUCCUGUUUUAGUCUCUCAGGUCAAAGGUCACGUCGGCCAAUAGAAACUGAUGCUCUGUGUGAAGCAGGUCAAUCGGUUUUCUGCCACGACGAACAACAGCAGCACGUUUGUUACCGGCUGUGGAAGUGUGACAUCACAUCCUGUACUGGAGCAGGAAGACUCACGCGUCUGUCACGUUACGUUUUUGUUCCAGUUUCCAGAAGUGGAGCAUCUUCAUCCCUUUUAAUCCUGUAACACCACAAACUGUCAUCUCGUUACCGAGUUGUGUUUUAUCAGAAAGAACGACGACCUGUAAAAUAAAGACCUGCUGCUCCUCUGCUACAGACCUCGCUGAGUUUUAAACCCUCCAGAACUUCGACAGGAGAAUAUCACAUCGUAGCCUGUGGUACCAUGGAUGGUUAAAAUAUUACGGCUGAUAAUCAGAUCUGGAGAUACGAGACAGAGACACGAUAUUAAGAUACAAGUUUUUAAAUGGAAUCUUUGGCUUUUGGAUCUUCUGAUAUUUGCAGUUGUUCUCUUUGACUCUGGAUCUUUAUUAAGAAUAAAACUAUGAAUUCAUUGAAA